Molecule: messenger RNA, 1383 nt
Organism: Hypoxylon fragiforme
Lineage: Eukaryota; Fungi; Ascomycota; Sordariomycetes; Xylariales; Hypoxylaceae
Exons: 4
Coding region: 1-1383 (460 amino acids)
Molecular function (GO): oxidoreductase activity
Source: RefSeq, a predicted model, not a curated record
AUGCCAUUCUCAUAUCAUAAUAAGCAGGACAAAGAAUCCAGCUGGAGGGAACGUUGGGGCGUGAAGUUCAGGUGGACACCGCAGCAUCUCACGCCAACAGACCUGCAACCAAUGAUUCAUACAUACGACACACUCGCCACUGAAGCUGCGGAACAUUUAGACUAUAUGUCCUCUCGCUUUUCCGAUGUUGGGUUUUCUGGAGAGGGCAACGGCACAACGCAGGCAGAGGAGAGGCCCAGGAGGGACCUCUAUGAGCUGCUACAACAGUGUGCGGCGAACGAUCAUGAUACGGGGAGAUUAUGGAAGGAGAUUAAUACCGUCCCAGACUGGGUCGACUGGGAACAGAUAGAAAGGGGCCAAAGAGUGUUCUACCGAUACGGAGGCCCGACUAUCACUGCCUUGACCUUCAUGUCCUUGCUAGGGGGUAUGGGAAGUGGGAGAACCGUUGAGACCCUCAACCGUACUGGUGGGUUCAGUGCUGACGUUGUUAGACGCCGGCUGCUAGAAACACUACAGCAUACUCUACACGUGACCCAGGACUUGGAAUCCAUUAAGCCAGGAGGUGACGGUUUCGUGGACUCGGUUCGCGUUCGGCUGCUCCACGCGGCAGUGCGGCGGCGCGUUUUACAGAUAGCAGCAGUGAACCCUUCAUACUACAACGUGGAAUCCCUCGGCAUUCCGAUCAAUGACCUCGACUGCGUAGGUACCAUCAACACGUUCUCGGCAACAGUGAUAUGGAUGGGUCUCCCACGACAAGGGAUCUGGCUGCGGAAGCAGGAGAUUACCGACUACCUCGCGCUCUGGCGGUACGUUGCGUAUCUGAUGGGUGCGCCUCACGAGUGGAUGUCUACGCCGGCGUCAGCAAGGCGCAUGAUGGAGUCGUUGCUGGUAGCGGAGAUUCAGCCUACCGCGGUAUCUGCAACCCUCGCUAAUAACAUCAUCUCUGGUCUCCAGUGCCAACCGCCUACGUAUGCCUCGCGACAGUUCAUGUGUGCAAUGACGUACUGGCUCAACGGCAGAGAACUGUCAGAGGCUUUGGAAAUCGAGCAUCCGAGCAUGUAUUACUCAGUUCUCCUGGCCCGCAAAGCCCUCCACAAGGUGCUUCUCCACGACAAGUCCCAAGGCGGCCUAGGCUACACUGCCCGGUUCAACCUGAAAUUCAUCCCUUCCCUCGACCGACCGUCGACAGUGCGCGGUUCCGUACCCCCGGAGUCGCGGAAGAACAACAACACUAAGUCUAGUAGUAGCGUCGAGCGCACGGCUUUGGUUACGCUGCUCGCGUCAGCAGCUCUCUUUGGUGCUUCCGCGUGGUGCUGCGUUAGAGUAGGGAAGUGGGUAAUUAGUUGGGCAGGCUCUUCGGGGAAUGCUAAGAGGUUUCUCUGA